AUGCCAAUACAAUCCCGUUCUACAAAAGACGAGAAAACACAGAAACUCAAUCGAAGCCACUCAGGUUGCAAGUCGUGUCGCAGGAGAGGCAAGCGAUGCGAUGAAACAAAACCAUCCUGCCUAGCUUGUACGAGGUUGUCGUUAGAAUGUAGCUAUGGCCUCGAUAUCAACUUUCGAAACGUCACGCGAGCGCAUUUCCAGAAGCAUGGAAAAGCUCAAAUCCCUUCUAGUCAACCUGCAGCCAUGAUCAGCUUGUCAGACACAAAAUAUAACGUGACUAGAUUUAAUGAUCUCGGCGGGCCUUCAAGCCCUACAUUUCCAGCCACUCUAGAUUCUGGAGAUAGCAUUGAAGCCAAUUACUUCAACCAUUUCCAGAGCCAUGUUCGCCGCCUCUUACCCGCCGCAUCUCUACGGUUUACAUCGGGGAUCCCCCAAUCACUAUGUUUGCGACUUUCUACACUUUGUCUUGCAGCAUCAAAUCUCUCGAUGCUUGAUUCUCGAGUUCAGAGCCGUAUACAUGCUGGGGAUAGCCGAACAUCCCUCUUCAGUCCUUGCGUGAACUACUCGCAUCACUACCGUGCCCAGAAAUACCAUGACCUAACACUUUGGCAUCUUCGUACUAUAAAGGCCGAUGAGUUGAAACGUCACUCCCCUGAACUCCUUGUCUCUCUUGUUCUCCUCGCCUAUUACAACCAUGCAUCUACAGAUCAUUACAAAUUUCGACUAGCAGUGUGGGAUUCCGUUCGCUUCGUUUUACUUAAUAAAGAGAGUAUAAUAGAUUCACCAGACGGGCCAGAUUCACUACAACUGUGGUACCGGCUUUGCAUGUCUCACCGGCCUGCGAAGCCGCCCGCGCUGCUGCUUGAAGGAGAAGGACUCAGUUCCUUUAGCCCGAAUCUGCUUUCAGCUACAACUAAUCACAUAUACCUCAAGUGUAUUCUGGGAAUGAGUGUGGAUGACCUCAUUUACGAUAUUCUUAUAAAAACAUUGGAAAUUCGGACGAAGUUGGUGGUUUACCGUUGCGUUGCAGGGAGUUGCCAGAUAUCCGACCUAUCAGUUGAGAUAGGUACCGUAGCUCAUGGAGUCCUGAGCAAGCUACUUGGGAGGAAUUCCAUACCAGAUGAGUACUACGAGGCUCGUGACAGCUAUGUGAGAGGUUCUCACUUAUUGGGCUUAUUGGACGUUCAAAAAGAGAGACUAAAAGUCUGGACGGCCAGAAUUAGUAAAGACCAGUUACCUAUGAUAUGCCACAGUUUUUCGACCCAUCAGGACACUAUGAACGCUUUAUAUUGUAUGCUUUGCGAGAUUGCAUUUGAAGAAGCCAAGAUACAUGACUUCUCAGUUGACCAUGAUGAAUACUCUCCUACCCGCAUUGAAAACUAUGCAUGGAAGGCGUGCCAAAUUGCCAGCACUGUGGAUUUGACUCUGUCAACUACGUCAGAUGUGUACACGCUCAGUCUCACGGAGAUAUUGCUUCAACUUGUACUACUGUGGCGAUCGGACACAAUUUUUCACUACAUCCUCGGUGUUCUAUGGCAACAGAUUGAGAACAAUGGAAAGGGAUAUGAACACUCCCACUACCCCACGCAUCUCGUUAAGCGGAUCAUUACCCAAAUGGAAAUAUAUUGGGAGAAAGAUCGAGCAGUGACUUUUGCUAUCCCAGCAGUUCCAGAAACUAUAUCGAAAGUGAAACUAUUAGACAUUAAACAUCCCAUAGAUCUGGUAGUUGGCGGGUACAACAGGGAUGGCCAGCAUUUUGUUGAGAAGAUACCACUGCCAUAG
This is a messenger RNA of Talaromyces proteolyticus, 1782 nucleotides long. RefSeq lists its product as uncharacterized. Gene Ontology annotation, biological process: positive regulation of transcription by RNA polymerase II. The record is from RefSeq and is a predicted model, not a curated record. Gene Ontology annotation, cellular component: nucleus. The coding region runs from base 1 to 1782 and encodes 593 amino acids. Lineage: Eukaryota; Fungi; Ascomycota; Eurotiomycetes; Eurotiales; Trichocomaceae. The transcript has 2 exons. Gene Ontology annotation, molecular function: zinc ion binding; transcription cis-regulatory region binding; DNA-binding transcription factor activity, RNA polymerase II-specific.